This is a messenger RNA of Nomia melanderi (Alkali bee), 1808 nucleotides long. RefSeq lists its product as uncharacterized. Gene Ontology annotation, molecular function: zinc ion binding. Gene Ontology annotation, biological process: regulation of gene expression. The record is from RefSeq and is a predicted model, not a curated record. NCBI's taxonomy places the organism in Eukaryota, Metazoa, Arthropoda, Insecta, Hymenoptera, Halictidae. Gene Ontology annotation, cellular component: nucleus.
UUACCAAACAGCAGCGCCACGCGUUUGCCAUUGGCCAACCGCCGCCGCCAUUAUAGAUUCCGUUGUGAGUGACCGAGUCCCGUUCUCUAGCUCUCUUAAGUGUUUCUCCGACGCCAACGGUUAAAUAAAUUGGCGACUAGUGUUAAAACGGUGCAAUGAAAACGUACAGCAGAAAAAAGGGCGACAGCCCCAGCAAUGUGAUUAUCCACGUGAACGAGCUGUGCCGACUGUGCCUGGCAAAGGAGGAGGAGAUGGUGCCGAUUUAUGACGACGAAACAAUCCCCUUAUCGCUUCGAAUAAUGGCCUGUGUUAAUUUGGAGGUUUAUGAGGAAGACGGUCUCCCGAAUAUGAUUUGUCAUCCAUGCAAAUAUCAAUUAGAAAAAUCAUAUCAAUUUAAGAAGAAAUGCGAAGCUGCUGAUGCCAAGCUUAGAAAACAUAUGAAACAGAUACAACAAUUAAUUGGCCAAGAUGAAGAAGGAGAAAAUCAGGAUAGUAAUAGAGAAGAAUUGAAGGAUGGUUCAAAUAGUGGAAAAUCUAAACAAGUUAAACAAUUGUUGGCUGAUUUAGUAUCGACUAAAGCAGAUAGUGGCCAGGCAGAUGGAGAUCCAAUUGAAGUCACAGAGGAAGAGCUUGUUGGGGGUUAUAUUUUAGGAAUGAACUCCGAGAAUUUAGAGAUGGAAGAAACCUUAUCAGAAGACCCAGAAAAUAUUACAUUAGUACCUGCUGAAGAACGUGCUGCUAAAGCACGUUGUACAAUACGUACAACUCGUAUUAAACAAGAGCAGGAAUCUGAAGAUGAAGCGGAAGAAGUGCAGAGAGCGAUUGCAAAUGCUGAUCACAAAAAUGUUUAUAUGAUGGAACUUACCAGUAACAGUUCUGGUCAAGGAGAAUCACUGAAGUUGCAACCCAUUACAGACACCAUAGUUGAAGCUAAUGAAGAACUGAAAGUAUUUAAAUGUGACAAAUGUCCAAAAGCAUUUACUCGAAGAAUAAUGUUAAAGAGUCAUCAAUCUGUUCACUCAACGCAAAGAGGCUUCACGUGUCAAGCCUGUGAAAAAUGGUUCCCCACGAGGUCAGCUCUAGUGAGACAUGAACGUACUCAUACAGGUGAGAAACCAUUUGGUUGCAACAUUUGUCACCGAGCAUUUGCCCAAAAAGAAAUUUUACUGCGACAUCUAAUGACACAUUCUGGACAAAAACCUUUUCAAUGUCAACACUGUGAAAAGAGUUUCACGCAACGCGAAGCAUUGAAGGUGCACAUGAGAAGACAUCAAAAACUUGAUCCAAAUGACAUUCAACUGCAUCAUUGUCAACUCUGCCCUAAAGCCUUCUGUCAUGCAUCUGGUCUUAGUAGACAUUUGGUUACGCAUACUGGAAGAACAUACAAAUGCGUAGAAUGUGAAAAAUCAUUUACAGAUAAGAGUUCAUUGUUAAGGCACAGUCGUAUUCAUGCACCUAAAAAAAUAUUAACAAAUUAAAGGUAUUCAUUAAUUACAAGCAGAACAUCAGUCAUUAUUGAAUUAACCCUUUGAAUGCAGAGUACUUUAGAGACUCGGUGCAUAACUAUGAUCGGUGUAGAAUUUCUUUUUUGUGAAUUAUGUAUUCUAUAGAAAUGUAUUCUAUAAAAACAUCAGUUAUCUAUAUACCAUAAAGUUAAGUCUAUUUCAGAUUUUUUGUUAUAUAACAUUAUAUAAAUAACAUUUAAUUUUUAAGUAAACAACCAUUAUUUGUUGACAAUUUAAUUGGAAAUUAAAGCAUCCAUUGUACUCAAAGGGUUAAAGUUCACACAUCAUAUUUUUCAAGAAUUU